Orbicella faveolata is the source of this 5198-nucleotide messenger RNA. RefSeq names its product ras-associating and dilute domain-containing protein-like. Gene Ontology annotation, biological process: signal transduction. The record is from RefSeq and is a predicted model, not a curated record. Lineage: Eukaryota; Metazoa; Cnidaria; Anthozoa; Scleractinia; Merulinidae. Gene Ontology annotation, molecular function: GTPase binding.
CUCGCGCCGCUGUGCGGUGUGUACACAACUUCCGAGUCAAAAAAGAUGUUGAAUAGUCUAGCUCGUAAACCAUUCAACGUCGUUCUUACUCGCAGCAUGUGAAUGGCUUUAUCGCGCGUAUGGAUGACAUAAUCCAGGGUGAAGAGCCUCAGGGUUUGUUCUCGAAGCGUUCAUCGUCGAAUAUUCUCUCCGAUCCGAGAAUUUUAGCUCACUUGCGGAUCGUGGCGGAGGAGGCGCAAAGCUCCGAUAAGGACCACGAACAAGAUGAGGAGUCCGAGCUACAGAACACGAAACGAGAGCUUGGACUUAAGAUAGCGGCUUACAAUAAAGGAAACCAACAUGGCGCAUUCCGACUGAUAUUGAAGGAGGAUUUAGGCUUCGAAGGAGCUUUACGAUUCUACUUUGAAGACGGCAAAGAAGAACUGACAAAGGCUCUGCGCCUGACAAACAAAACACUGGUCUCUGAGCUGUUGCCAACGCUGAUUGAAAAGUUCAAGCCUGAUUUGGUAAACUCUGCGGUCGAGAAAAAAGCUAAACUGUACGAAGUUUAUGAAGAAGAUGAAAUUUGUUUAGACCCUUCAGAUGCCCCUCUUGAAAUUGCACUAAAUGCCAAAAAGCUUCCAAGAUUUGUUUUGCGUUUGGAUUACAAAAAUUCUCCACAGACGUCUGUAAUAUCAAAUGGUGAAAGUGUCAUAAACAAGACAUCAUUGCCUAAUGGAACAGCCUUGAGCAAUCGUGCUACAACCCCCAGCAUUCCAUCUCCAAGUCCAUCAAAGGCUAGCACACACACUGCUGGUAGUGACAACAGCUCCACUGGCAGCUCUGCGGGGCAAUCACACUUGAGGAAUGAGAGCCCAGUUCCUGGCAACAAGCUAUUUACAAAGUCGAAAACCCCACCACCAGUUCACAGUGCGAUAAAUGACAAAAUGCCAUCGUCAUCGAAAAAUGACAAGAAGAGGAACUUUUUCAGUUCACCACGAAGUGCUUUUGGGAUGUUUUUUGAUGGAGCUGGAAAUCAGUCUGAUCAGAGUUCCCAUGCUGCAAACAAAAUGGCUCGGGCAAAGCACAAAAGGAAAGGAUCUUUGGGCCGUCUGAGAAUAAAGAAGAAAACUGAAGAAAAGACACACACUGAAUUGUCCACGGAGCAGAUGGCUCCUGGCAUUCUUAAAGUCUUUGGUGAUCAUGUUUCACCAGGUUCAAACUACAAAAGUGUUCGAGCUACUGAGAUGACAACUGCAGAUGAAAUCGUUCAGCAGGCCCUUGAGAGGUAUUCACUUUCCAGGGAAAAGGCAUCAGAUUAUGUGCUUUGUGAUGUGAUUGGGUACUUUACAAAAAGGACGGGCAGUGUUAGUAAUGCCGAGGAAGAUGCUGAUAAGUGGAUAACAGAGUAUGCCAGAGUGAUCAGUGACAAAGAGAAACCUCUUGUGCUUCAACAGUUGUGGAAGCCAAUCAAAGGGUUUUCUCGUAGGUUUGAGCUACGGAAACGAAUUGAAACACAGGAUUCAUCAUUCUUUAAAGCAAGGGGAAGUGUUGCAAUCAUGAAAGCUGCAUCAGUACGUGAAGCUCAUGUACCUCCAAGCAUCAAAGAAAACCGACGAGAUACAGGACAAAGUGAAGUGUCGCAUCUGUCAUCAGGUGAAGAGCAAUUGUCAAGUAUUGGUGUGGACGAGGGAGGGAGCUCUGGACGAGCAUCAAUGAUUGCAUCACCAUUUAUUGCACCUACAGACACACCCUAUCUUCUUCUUCUUAAAGGCUGUAGUAAUGCUGAUGACUUCUUAUACCACAGACUAGAUGAACAAUUAGCUGUGGUUGGUCGCCCUGUGCAUCACAUUGAAACAGACCAAUCUCCUGAUAUUGUUCUAUUAGCUCCAGACAUUCUACCUCAGCACUGCAUUUUAAGUAAAAGAGUCGAAUCAUCUGCUCCAGACUUUGAACAAGACUAUGACGUUAAUUUUGCGGUCUAUUUAGAACCUUCCAGAAGUGCAGAUGUUUGCAUAAAUGGAGAAGCUGUUUCGUCGCCCACUAAACUCACCCCAGGGGACUUAGUUUCAUUUGGGAAGCAUUACUAUUUCUUAUUCAAAGAUCCCUCUCAGGUGGCAGAUAGUUCCAUGAAGCUAACUUGGGUUAAUCAUUUGAAACAAUUUUACAAGUUGCAGAUGUCACAAAUACUUCAGAGCUUUCCUGACAGUAAUAGUGCAACAACUGUUGUAGGCAUUGAAGAUGAGCCAAGCAAUAGUUUGCAGUUGUCGUACUUGCCACAAGAUGAGGAUGAGUUGCUGGAAUUGAUAAUGAACAUUGUGGAUUUAGCAGGAGAUGGCUACAAGUUGUCUCCAGCAUAUUUGUUAAUUAUGUGUAUUGAACAUUCUGCGCAAUAUCACACGGAACUGCAAACAAGGCAGCUUCUCAUCAAGAUGUCCAAUGCAAUCCAGACUGUAGCAUCAGAGAAGACAACAGAAAUGUCCAAGACAAUAGAGAGAACAACAGUACCAGAAAAGGCAUUAGAAGAGCUUCUUCCUCAGCUGAGACCAGUAGUUUUCUGGAUGGCCAAUUGUCUGGAAAUGCUUCCCUAUCUCCAAGUCAACAUGUCUCAGUUCAUCAAAGAUCCUUCUCAAGUUGCUGAGUAUGGUGAUGAAGCUUUGCUCAAUGCUGAUGAGGAAUUGCUCAUGUUUCUUGAGGAAGUUAUCAUUUAUACUUUUCAACAGACUGUGUACCACCUCACUAAGGUGUUGUACAUCGCUCUUCCGGCCAUUUUGGACACGAAUCCAUUCCAAGAUACAGACGAAGACAGCGACAAGAAACCGCAAGAAGUAGAAACCGUCAUCAGCAUCUUCCAAACCACUUACGACGUUGUUAAAACGUAUUCAGUUCACGAAGACAUAAUCCACCAACUCUUUGCAUAUUUAUUUUUCUUUACAAACGCUUCCCUGUUCAACACGUUGAUGGAGCGGGGAGCUGGGGGCAAGUUCUACCGCUGGGCCAAAGGAGCGCAGAUACGGGGUAACCUGGAUUUGUUGGAGAGCUGGGCUGCGCAGGUUCAACUUCAGGACGAGGCUAAUGACUAUUUGAACAGACUGUCCACCGCGACUGAUUUGUUGGCCACGCCCAAAGUGCAGCUUUUGCAGGCUGACUGGAUGACAAUCAGAAGAGACUUCCCGGCACUUAACCCGGCUCAAGUGCAGCAAAUUCUGGGUGAAUACCAGCUCGGCCCUGGCAGGUCUCGACCAAGAGGCUGGUUUCCUCCUCCUGAGGAAGUGGAACCCGCGCUUCGUACAGCGGACAUCUUACUAAACUUCUCUGAACAUCCUCCGUUAAAACUACCGACUGAAGGAUUUGUACUGGACUUCGAGACGGGACCGUCGGAUCCGUCUUUCUACCACUAUCUGGAUGAGGUUAAACGGGCAAUGAAUGCAGGUCAAAGUACUACAGGAUCAGACAUGACAAGAGUCAAUGGAAUAAACAGAGUUCAGCAACCGGAACCGGAAGUGAGCCAUUCGGAUGUGAUUCGUGCGUCGUCAUUAUCACAGAGUCAAGAUCACGUGCCUGAUCUGGUAGUCUCCCCAGCCCCCCCUAACUUCAACACUCCUAGUACAAAGGACAAAAACGAGUUCACAUUCGAGACUGUCGUGUCCAAUUCUCCUCCGUCAAGAAGAGAAAACGGGAUCAUUGGAUCUAAUGACACAAGGCAACCCAUCCCACUUGAGAGAAGAGAAACUCCCCCAAGAAAACAAGAAACACCACCUGGCAAACCGAAAUUCUCAGAACUGUCAGCGAACGAGGAAGUUGUCCAAGGCGGAAAGCGGCCCCUUGGAAGACUGGUGUCCGGGCAAAAGCCUGCUGCCACCACCGGCUAUCCGUUCAAUCGUUCGGAGGGUCGUGAUUCCGUGAAGUCGUCUACUGAGGACUCUUCUAUGGUUUCUGCUAGAGCACUGAAGAAAAAAGAGCCUAGAACCUCAGAUCCAUCAACUAGCGAUGCUAAAGAUGAAAACCAAAACGUGACGAAUGGGAGAGCAGCUUCGCCUUACACGAAGGACAACUCCAAGUGGGUUGAAGUGACAGGCGCCGUGACUCGUGACGCCGUAAACAACGUGGACGGCUUGUCCGUGCUUCCUGUAGAGGACGUGGAAACGAAUGAAGAGCUGGCUCUUCAGAUAGCCAUGGAUCCGACAAUUGAGACUUCAAAGGAGUUCGACGAGAGAAGGGCGCUACAGAAAGCCAAACUCUUGAGUCGCUUGAGAAAUGAGUCCGAUGUUGACAUUGCAGAUAUACCUGCAAGUGCGAAUGGCUUCCCAGCCAAGAUGGAAGGCAUGAGGGAGACUGAUGACCGACAGGAUGAUGUGUUUGUUGUCGAGCUGGAGAAGGGAGAUGACGGGAUAGGCCUGGGACUGAUUGAUGGACUGUACACACCAUUACGAUCGCCAGGGAUUUAUGUACGGACGCUUGUGGCAGGAGGUCCAGCCAUGAAGGAUGGUCGCCUCCGUCUCGGUGAUCGUAUCCUCGCGGUGAAUGGAACAAGUCUUGUUGGGGCAGAUUAUCAGAGUGCCAUGCAACAGAUCCGACAAUCAGGACAACAAUUAUCUUUCCUGGUGGCGAAGUCUGAUAUUCAUGUAGCUAUGAAGAUCACUGCUUCCAGCUGCUAAUGCUCUCUGGUAACCAUAGCAACCCCUAUGAUAACGUGAUGAUGAAGAUAUUGAAGGUCACUCGUUUCCAAGUCCUCUGCUGUUGACCGCGCAAUAUUCCAAAAAAUGUCGAGGAGCCCCUGUGAUAUUUGAAGUGAAAAAUGAUGGAAACAAAUUUUCCAGUGUAUUUAUCGAGCCUUGGUCCUCUAUGUGAAUCUUUUUACACCGUGCUUGUGGUUUUUUCAUGUUUUCUAGUCGAAUUUUACCAAAUUUCCACGAAAAUAUAGUAUUUUUGUUACCCAAGUCUUCGCAAGCAACGUAUUUUUUAUACUGAGUGUAUCUCUAAGAGUGUACAUUUUAAAGCCAGUUUACAGCACAUUUUAAAAGGGUUCUGUACAGCUGAGGUAGUUCUACACAAUGUAUGCGCUUUUCGCUUGUCUGUAACAUCCUCAGUCGUUCAUAUUCGUGUUUUGGAUUAAAGAUGCAUAAUUUAUUAUUAUACGUAUUGUAAUUUAUUCAGCAUCACUUGGCAGCUUUGUGUAGGAUGUAUUGAUUCGUAAUAAAAGCGCUUGGUAUACUAUG